GCCGGGCCAGGGGGCGCCUAGCUCGGCAGCGGCUAGCGAGUGAGAUGCAGUGAGGUCGGACGGGCGGGCGCGCUGGGCUGGGGACACGGCUGCGCUGCAGAGAUGUGACUCGGACCGAGGGCCAGCAGGAGCAUCGGCGCUGCGGGGCCGCGGGGGUCGAGAGAAAGAUGAGAACCCACCAGGUGCUUGCUUUCCUCCUGCUCUUCGUGAUUGCCUCCGGGGCCUCCGAGAACACCAGCACGUCCCGGGGCUGCGGGCUGGACCUCCUUCCUCAGUACGUGUCCCUGUGCGACCUGGACACCAUCUGGGGCAUCGUGGUGGAGGCCGUGGCGGGGGCGGGCGCCCUGAUCACACUGCUUCUCAUUCUCAUCCUCCUGGUGCGCCUGCCGUUCAUCAAGGACAAGGAGAAGAAGGACCCCGUGGGCCUCCACUUCCUCUUCCUCCUGGGGACCCUGGGCCUCUUCGGCCUGACGUUCGCCUUCAUCAUCCGGGAGGAUGAGACCAUCUGCGCCGUCCGCCGGUUCCUCUGGGGCGUCCUCUUCGCGCUCUGCUUCUCCUGCCUGCUGAGCCAGGCGUGGCGCGUGCGGAGGCUGGUGCGCCGUGGCAAGAGCCCGUCGGGCUGGCAGCUGGUGGGCGUGGCCCUGUGCCUGAUGCUCGUGCAGGUCAUCAUCGCCAUCGAGUGGCUCGUGCUGACGGUGCUGCGCGACGAGAAGCCGGCCUGCGCCUACGAGCCGAUGGACUUCGCCAUGGCCCUCAUCUACGACAUGGUGCUGCUCGUGGCCACCCUGGGGCUGGCCCUCUUCACGCUGUGCGGCAAGUUCAAGAAGUGGAAGCAGAACGGGGUCUGCAUCCUGGUCACGGCCUUCCUCUCCGUGCUUGUCUGGGUGGCCUGGAUGACGAUGUACCUCUUCGGCAACGCGGAGCUGCGGCAGGGAGACGCCUGGGGAGACCCCACCUUGGCCAUCACGCUGGUGGCCAGUGGCUGGGUCUUCGUCAUCUUCCACGCCAUCCCAGAGGUCCACUGCACCAUCCUGCCCUCCCCGCAGGAGAACGCACCCAACUACUUCGACACGUCGCAGCCGAGGAUGCGGGAGACGGCGUUUGAGGAGGACGUGCCGCUGCCGCGGACCUACAUGGAGAACAAGGCCUUCUCGAUGGAUGAACACAGCGCAGCUCUCCGAACAGGAUUUCGCAAUGGCAGCUUGGGAAACAGACCCAGCGCUCCAUUCAGAAGUAACGUGUAUCAGCCAACUGAGAUGGCCGUUGUGCUCAACGGGGGGACUAUCCCAACUGCUCCGCCAAGUUACGCUGGAAGACACCUCUGGUGAAAGACUUUUAAGUUCCAGAGAAUAAGAAUCUCUCUUACCGAUUUUAUUCCCUGGCUGUGUCUUUCUUGAGGGAGAAAUCAGUAACAGUAGCUGAACAAGGCCGCCUCGCAGCCAGGAGAUUUGGAAAUCCUAGACAAGGGGAUUUUGUGUAAAUGUGAACACUGCUGAACUGAAAAGCUAACACCGACUGCCCUCCCCUCCCCUGACACACACACACACACACACACACACAC
Molecule: messenger RNA, 1561 nt
Organism: Globicephala melas (long-finned pilot whale)
Lineage: Eukaryota; Metazoa; Chordata; Mammalia; Artiodactyla; Delphinidae
Gene: GPRC5B
Product: G protein-coupled receptor class C group 5 member B
Biological process (GO): G protein-coupled receptor signaling pathway
Cellular component (GO): signaling receptor complex; plasma membrane; intracellular membrane-bounded organelle
Molecular function (GO): protein kinase activator activity; G protein-coupled receptor activity; protein kinase binding
Source: RefSeq, a predicted model, not a curated record